Molecule: messenger RNA, 637 nt
Organism: Canis lupus familiaris (dog)
Lineage: Eukaryota; Metazoa; Chordata; Mammalia; Carnivora; Canidae
Product: elongin-C-like
Exons: 1
Coding region: 239-529 (96 amino acids)
Biological process (GO): ubiquitin-dependent protein catabolic process
Cellular component (GO): elongin complex
Molecular function (GO): protein-macromolecule adaptor activity
Source: RefSeq, a predicted model, not a curated record
GUAAUCAUGAUAAAACAUUUUUUAAAAGCAGAAGUUACCUGCUGAUAUAGCCAAUAUGAACACAGUGACAAGGAUAAUCAAGUACUCAGACUUUCUGUAGAUGGAAGCAGGCGACAGACUCAGUGUUCUGGCCUCACCAGGAAACCACAAAAGUUCCUGUGGAAGUAAAGCGGAAUUUCAUCAGAACAUAUUGGGUGGAGAAGACAAAACCCAUCGUAGCUGUUAAGGCCCUGAUGCCAUGUAUGUCAAAUCAGUACCUUUGGAUGAUCAUGAAUUUAUUAUAGAAAGACAACAUGUACUCAUGUCCAGAAUGAUAAAAGCCAUAUUGAGGGGCCUGGGUCAAUUUGCUGAGAAUGAAAUUAAAGAAGUCAGUUUUAGAGCAAACUCUUCAUGUGUGCUAGCAAAAGUACAUGUGUGUUCUAGCUAUGUGGUUGGCUACACUAACAACUCCACAGAGAUUCCUGAAUUCCCCACUGCACCUAAAAUUGCAGGGGAACUGCUAAUGGCUGCCAACUUCCCAGAUUGUUAAAUAAGAUAAAUCUUAAUAAACUGUUACCUUCUUUCAGCAUUUAAUAGCUAUAAUUCAGUUAGUAAUUUUUUCAUGAAAGAUAUUUUGAUAAACAUUUUCACAACUUUG